Molecule: messenger RNA, 102 nt
Organism: Phytophthora nicotianae INRA-310
Lineage: Eukaryota; Oomycota; Peronosporomycetes; Peronosporales; Peronosporaceae
Exons: 2
Coding region: 1-102 (33 amino acids)
Source: RefSeq, a predicted model, not a curated record
AUGGAGAAAGGACCGGGGUUUCACAAGCGCCAGUUCUACAGCAGCGACAAUCCCAAGUAUGAAGAUAAGCCUACUGGUCCACCACUCGAAGCAGCAUUCUAA